AUGAAUAUGCUGCGAGGUGUCUCCGUGCUGGCUAUGGUGUGCAUGGUGUCCGCUGCGAAGCUGCCAGGCUACAGUGCUGGAGGCGACUCAGGCUUGGGCGUCGAUCUUAGCGGCGCAGGAGGCCACGGCGGCGGCACAGGAGGGGCUGGAAGCGGUAGCGUUUUCCAGGCCGUUUUCGUUGGCAAAGGAAACCUUCCUGCUAGUGCUUUUGGUGGCGCUGCCGGAGGCAUUGGCGGAGGCGCUGUUGGACAGGAGUAUACUGGGCCAAGCACAGGUCCCGUUGCCCCUGUUGUCCCUGCUGUUACCGUUGAAGAAUACACUGGCCCAGUUGCCGCCGUAUCUCCUGUUGUCACUGUAGAAGAGGAAUACACUGGACCAAGCACUGGUCCUGUUGACCCUGUCGUUGCCGUUGAAGAGGAAUACACUGGGCCAAGUAUCGACGCUGGCCCCGUUGCUGUCGUCUCUCCUGUGGUGACCGUUGACGAGGAAUACAAUGCUCCUGUUGCCCCCGUUCCAACCGUUGAUGAGAUGUACACUGGGCCCAACGAAGUCGUCCACGUGAGCCCCCCUGUUAGCGAAUACAGCUCACCAAACCACUAA
Molecule: messenger RNA, 600 nt
Organism: Penaeus indicus
Lineage: Eukaryota; Metazoa; Arthropoda; Malacostraca; Decapoda; Penaeidae
Product: PE-PGRS family protein PE_PGRS18-like
Exons: 2
Coding region: 1-600 (199 amino acids)
Source: RefSeq, a predicted model, not a curated record